AUGGGGAAACCAAAACCCACCACAAUGAGAUUGAUCUUGACUGACUUAUCCAUUAAGAAACCUAUAGGAAAAAUUCAUGAUGUGCUAGUUAAAGUUGACCGGUUCAUCUUCCCUACUGACUUUGUGAUCCUUGAUUGUGCUUUGAACCAUGAAAUUCCAAUUAUUCUAGGAAGGCCAUUCUUAGCCAUAAGAAAAGUAUUAGUAGAUGCAGAGUUCAACAAGAUGAAAUUUUGCCGAAAAAGUAAUGAGGUUUCUUUCAAUGUAUGCAAAUUCAUGAAGCAACCAAUGGAUUUACAAGUAGUAUUGAAGAUUGAUACCAUUGAUGAUGAGGUGACGAAUUAUGUCCAUGUGAGUAUGGUGAAUGAUCCAUUGGUAGUGGUUUUGUGGAAUUGUGAAAGGGAAAAAGUUGAAUAG
This is a messenger RNA of Capsicum annuum, 414 nucleotides long. RefSeq lists its product as uncharacterized. The record is from RefSeq and is a predicted model, not a curated record. The transcript has a single exon. The coding region runs from base 1 to 414 and encodes 137 amino acids. NCBI's taxonomy places the organism in Eukaryota, Viridiplantae, Streptophyta, Magnoliopsida, Solanales, Solanaceae.